CCGAGUUCAGGAGGUGGGGAAGGCGAUGGUGCCUCUUUCGCUCCGCCCCACACAGCGGCGCCGUUGCCGGGCAGCCGCCGCCGUGGGUUCGCUACGGGAGCGCUGUGCCACGGUUUUUGAAGUGUGUGAUGAAGGUAACAAAGGCUAUCUGGACAGAGAGGACUUUGAAGUUGCUGUAGUGAUGUUGUUUGGUUAUAAGCUGUCAGAGGUGGAGGUGGAUUCGAUAAUGUCUUCUGUGAGACCAGAAAAUUCAGGUAUAUCAUUUGAAAAGUUUUUAAGUCUCAUGAGUGCAAAGAAAUCUGCACAACUAUAUGGUGAUGAAGCAAGAGAAAUAUUCAUAGCUUUUGACAUGCAAGACAGAGGAUUCUUGACUUUUGAAGACUUUAAGAAAACCUUCAAUUCUGUUCUUCCAAAAUUAUCUGAAAGAGUCAUAAUUGAAGCCUUCAGUGACUGCUGGGGCUUUCCUGGAACCAGGGAAACAUCGGGGAGCAGCUGGGUCCAGAGGUGGCCACAGCUCCAGCCAAUUUCUGUGGACCUAGAUGGGAAAACAGCCUUCAGUGUUUGUGUGGAUGACAUCACCCUUGACCCUCCACAAAACUUGAAUAUACAUGCUCCGGAAAGUGGUAAAUGAGCAUCUGUCAAUACAUUUGAUUGCAACAACUGCCUGAAGAUGGAGAUCCUCUAGCAAGAGCCCCAAGAACUGUAUUGUGGACUCCAAUUGCAGAACAACUGACUAAUAAGCUGGGAUUGUUCAGUGAGGAAUGAAAACUGAGGAAGGAUGCAGUAACAAUACUCAAAUGAACACAGGAAUGUCCUUAGCAGCUCUUCCUGAUGAUCUGUACUUGAGAAAAUGUGAUGCCUUGGUUUUUCCUUUUGGGACUGCAGAGAAAAAACAGCAUCUGGUGUUUGAGGAUGCUGGGGAUUUACACCAUAUUAUGUGUAAUGUCUCUACUGUAAAUAAACAAAAUGAAUAAUUAAGUGAAUAACGAGGUGUCCUGAAUUAUGACUUCUCUGGCUUCAUCUAUGGAAAAUCAAAGUCUGUCCUGAUGCAGAUACUGGUGACAUAUUGGAUGUAGGUGCCACAUUCUGGACUUACCAAGAAGGUUGGCACUCAACAGAAGUCACCGUGAUGGGGCAGGAGGAGCCCCCUCCUAUGGAUGGCUGUUGCAUUGGCUUCAUGAAGGCUGCAGUGGGGACACAUGAAGGAGAUUCAGGCACAGGAGGAGAAAAAAAUGGAAGAAGCUCAGGAGAAACAGGUAAACAGGAAAUGGGAAAAAAUCAAACAACAAGCUUUUUCAGAAGAAGCAGAGCAAGUACAUAAUGUUUGUUUCAAGCUACCUAUAGAAAUAGUUACGUAAAUGAAAAUGUUUUUAAGCUACCAAUAAGCACUCGCCUCCAUGUACACUGCUAAGGAUAUUGUACAGACUGGUGGGUGUUUUAUAGAGAUGCCAGUAGACAGACAGGCUUUUGAUGACAAAUCAUGUUGUAUGCAAGGUGAGAAACAGCACAGAGAGCAUUGUCCUUGAUUGAGAACUGGGCUUACACCUCUGGGGCGGAGCAGAGGGAAAGCUGAACAGGCCUUGCACAGCACUGCCUGUCCUUGCUCCAUCUGUGAGCAAAGCAGCAAGCUGGCUGGGGUGCUGCUGGCAUGCAGGUGUCGGCAUUGUGGUGCCCCUGCCUCUGUGAGUGCACUGACAGCACAUCCUCUGUGCAGACAGUGUGCUGCUUUUAGUAUAGUGCUAUAGAGCUCCAAGAAAUGUGAAACUCAAAAAAUAAUGUUUCUUUGGCAAAAUGCUGAGUGCUUUGUGUUGGCUUUGUUAGUAAUAAUAGCAUAAAUACAAGAUGGAUUUUAUUACACAUAGUUAUUAGGCAUAAAACUUGAACAGCAAAGAAGUAUCAGCAUGUGUAAAGCUCUUCUUUCACAGAACUAGGAGUAAGCCUUGCUCGUACGUUUGAUAACUUUCUCUAACUCCUGUAAUUAUAAUGUAUGGAGAGUCCAAGGAGCCAUCACUAGUGCAGAUCACAGAAUCACAGUGGUUGGAAGGAACCUCGGAGAUCACCCAGUCCAACACCGUAUUAAAGAGAUUCCCUAGGGUAGAUUACACAAGAAAGUGUCCAGGCGGGUUUUGAAUAUCUCCAGAGAAGGAGACACUGCAGCCACUCUGGGCAGCCUGUUCCAGUGCCCUGUUACCCUCAAAGUUAAGAAAAUUUUCCUCAUGUUCAGCUGGGACACCUCCUAUGUUCCAGUUGGUGCCCAUUGCCCCUUGUCUGUAAGAUUUACACUGUAAGAUUCACGUUCAGUCUUUUCUCCUCCAGGAGGUGCCACUCCCCUUAAAUUGCCUGGUCAUUGCACCACAUAAUUGAGGGCAGAAAUGGACCAUGUUUUCCUUCUGCUUGUGUACGUCAUGCAUAAACUCACACAUAAGCAAGGGAUUAUCUAUAAUGAUUCUUUGUGCAUUUAUCUUUUGAUAAAAAAAAGUUAUGUUACUUUCUUCAGCUCUCGUUCCUUUCGACUCCUCAGUCAUGUUCGCAAUGUGUCUCACUGGCAUGUGCUGAAAAGAGUCAUUAGCACACACUGAAGGGUAUCAAAUGGGAUGUUUGCAGCUGUCAUUUCACUGGAUUAUCUUUGGCUGUUCCCCCAGUUCAGGCUAAUUGUGUCUGUUGUCACUAGGCAGUCGGAGGACUAUGCAGCAGGGGCCCAAUGAAAGAAUCUCUUCAUCAGACUGUGUGUAGGGGUAGGAAACCUGUGGGAAAUUAAUGCUAAGGACAUGAGAAGAGCAAGUAAGCACAGAGGAAGAACAGAACUUUGUUUGCAGCUGAGUGACGUUUGAUAACUAACAGAAUGUGGCUUUUUGGUGAAGCUAAUUCUUCAUUCAAUUCAAUUUCAUUUAAAAAGAAGCAUCCACAAAUUCAAAACAAUCUGACUGUGUCCCCUGGCCUGCCUCUGGCACGGCAAAUAUGGCUACAAGCAACUCCACGUGGGCGCAGCAAUACAGCCCGCAGGUGGGGAUGCCUGAGGCAUUUCCUCAGAUUCCCACUCAUGUGGCCAGGAGGUCCCUCUGAACGAGGGAAAUGUAACGUCUGUGAUCAGACUGUGCUCCUGACAGCAUGGGGACAUUCGGGGAGAGAUUCCCUGCGUCUGAAGCCCUGUCAGAAAUACAACCAACAGCACACACCGUGUGGCACAGCUGGGAGCCAGUGGGAUGCCAGAUGCCCUUCAGCCAGUCCUCUUUCUCCACCUCUGUUUUCUCUCAGCUGUUUAUGGCAGAGACAAGGGUGUGUGUAAAUAACCACGUGCCCCAAGGAAUGUAUUUAGGGUGUUACACUCAAGGAGUAAAAAAAGCAUGUAGACGCCGGCUGCCUUGCUGCACUGCGUGCAGACAUACACAUUAGGAAAGCUGAUGUGAAGUUUUACUGUGUCAGUAGUUGAGCACAUGAAUAUUUCAUGGAGAAUUGUUAGGUAAAUAUGCAAGAGGUUUUUUGUUCAGAUACGAAUUUGCCUUUACUCAGGCAUUGAAUUCUGUGGACGAGAGGUUCAAUAUUUAAUGCAGUGUGUGUGUAACCAUAUGAACUGGUGCUUCUCAGAGAGAGGGUGUUUCUUUAAAAUAUGUUCUCAGUCUAAUAUAGCUUAAAUGAAGUCAGUGGCACACAGGAUGUGCUGCAGGUAGGAGAGCGAUAACACGAGUGUGGCUCUGCAUAACACUUGCAUUUUUUAUUUUAUACUUUCCAGCUCUUUGGAUUUUGUUUGCAAGAGGAGUUUGGUGCAAUCAGUCACAGCUCCUACAGGAACACAGAAAUUUGUUAACACUAAAAAUCCCCCUUAAGAUGGCGUUCUGUACCUCUCCUCCUUCACCUUCCUCCCUUGCCUGCCAGAAUGAGAGUGUGUGUCAGGGCAGGGUCCCGCCGGGAGCAGCUUUGGCAUGAGGCUGGCAGGCACAGAUGGCCGGCAAGCUGCAGCCCCAGUCCUCCUUGGCUGCUCGACCACACCGGAUCCUCUGAUGGGUCCUCAGCAGCCAGCAAGAGCGUGUUUGCUCCAAAUCUUGGCUCCCUUGCUUUCCUCAGGCUGACAACAGACACACUGCAGUCCCUCUCAAGCAAACCCUUCCCUGUGUGCUGCAGGCUUGCAGCCUUGUGGUCACCAUCACGAUGUCCUCCUCAUCCCUCUGUCUGAGCACACUGUGGUUGCCUGGACUACUUGGUUGCAUUUCUUUCUUUCCUUAUGGCUUUUUUUUCCCUCCCCUCUCUGCUUUGCAUUUCUCUUCCCACCAUGAUUCCCUUGCCCAUGCUAGAAAAAGGAGGAAUCCAUGACAGUGGUACCAGAGCGUCUUGUGAAUAUGACACAGUGCUAGACAGCUCAGACAGCACAAUUAUGUUGGAGGCAGUGGAACUGAGCCUUUUUAUUCCACAGCUGAGAUCCUGACUUCUAUUUUCAAAAGAUUAAUUCUUUUUAGGUUUACAGAAGUCAGCCAAUGUCUACUCCUUGCUGUUGCUUUUUCUUGUCAAAGCACUUACAUUUCUGCGCUUCCAACAAUCUUUUUAUUGGGAACAGCAAAGGAGUUUUAUAAGAAUAAUGCACUUGUCUCUGAUGCUCAAUCAAUCUAAUUUUCAGCCGCUUCAAAGUUUGCCAAGCGCCACAGCUUAAAAAUCCACACUUGAGCUUCUCACAGCGUGUGAGAGAUGCUGCCUGAAUUUCUGGGCAUUCAAAGCUUGUGCUAUCCUCAGGCAACAUCAAUUUGUCCAUUACUGCAAUGAGCCCAUAUUGCUCUCUGUGGUUUGAUUCAGUUCCAGUGGCAAAUUACAAGAUUUAGGAGCAACUGAGAAAAUAUAGGUGGGAAUUUCAAAAGUUCCUUCAGCGCAUCCCAGCCCAGCUCCUUCCUUAGAACUCACAGCACUUGUGCUCCAGGUCAGCCAGUAACUAUGGCUGUACGUAACACUAUUAUAUUUCUGCUGUGGUUUAUUAGGAGAGUCCAGCAGGCAUCCUUAUUUCUGAAGUGACUGCAAACUGCCCUUCCAAAAAGCCACGUGGGCCAUCUCACUUGCAAACAUACAUAUAUGUUUACUAAAACAGAACAAAGUGUAUGUAUGAAAGAGGAGACAAAAACGAGUUGCCACCCUGGAACAGAGUCCUGGAGAACUGAAUUUCAACAAAUAAUUUUUUAAUAUAGAGGCUUCCCUGUGUUGUUAUGCUGUGAGGUAUAAUCAUAUUGGUUAACAUGUCAUAACAGCUUUUAUUCACUGUUUCUUAUGACAGCACAGUUUGGAAAACUGAGACGGUAUCAUGAUCCCCAUUUAUUUCACCAGAAUGUUUCCUUUUUGCAGGUUGGCAUUUAGUAACACUGCUCUUUUGUUUCCAUUGGUUUCCUGUCAAUGCUACUUUCUGUCUUAGACAUUUCCAUACAGUAAUAAUUCAGUGUUUAGUUAGAAAAUACUGUCAGGAUGUACUUACUUGUAUUUAAACACUUUUCAGUGGGAAGAAUUAAAAAAGAAAACCUCUGGAAACAUACCUGUUGAUUUGUGAUUCUGUAAAACAUCUUUUACCUCAGUUGUAUGCCAGAUUUGCCCCUUCAGCAUUGCUUUUACAGGAGCAGGAGAGAGUAUGGCUCAAAAUGCAUUAAAGAAAAGAGAAACGGCUGAUAUAUUCUGUUAUUACUCAAAUGAUGUUUCAAGCAUAAAACAAAAGGUGAAGCAUGAGUGAACAUCUUGCAAAGCUGAAAAAGAGAGAACCUCUCCUUUUAUUUAAAAUACUUGUAUGUGUUGAGAUGCAACAGAAGUCCCAGAUAGUCUUCGUUUGUGAAAAUCAAGCCAUAGCAGUUCAGCCUAGAUGCCUGGAUGUGGAUUUGGUGCUCAGACACCUUUGGAAGCUCAUUACAUGUUGAGCCCAUGCACCAGAAGAUGCUGCAGAGGAGCAGCCCUACAUCAUGACUUGCUGUGCUGCACCUUUUCUCUUCCUUCUUCUUGUGCCUAUUUCCCUUGGGACUAAGACUUGGUGCACUGAGUGCAUUUCAUCCCUUGGCCAGCAGCACCAUGGAUUAUAUGACAUUGG
This is a messenger RNA of Coturnix japonica (Japanese quail), 6043 nucleotides long. Lineage: Eukaryota; Metazoa; Chordata; Aves; Galliformes; Phasianidae. The record is from RefSeq and is a predicted model, not a curated record.